This is a messenger RNA of Aquila chrysaetos chrysaetos, 3259 nucleotides long. RefSeq names its product LYR motif containing 1 (gene LYRM1). The coding region runs from base 2667 to 3035 and encodes 122 amino acids. The transcript has 4 exons. Lineage: Eukaryota; Metazoa; Chordata; Aves; Accipitriformes; Accipitridae. The record is from RefSeq and is a predicted model, not a curated record. Gene Ontology annotation, cellular component: mitochondrion.
AUAGCUGUGAAAGGAAUGAUUGAUUAUCUGUUGCAUUAGCAGCAGGAGAGAGACUGCAGGUCACUCUUUAGCUAAAGUGAUAUAAUUUAGCUCUUAAAAAAAAAAAAAAAAGCCAGAUAUGCACAGUUUUUUGCAUCUCUCUAAAUAAACGUUAGCCAAAGACUGCAUUUGAAAUUAUGAGAUACAGAUUGUCAUACAGGCUGUAGCUGAUGAUGUUCCAUACUAUAAUGUUGAUACACUAUGCUUUUAUGUCAUUUAUUUCCAUAACAGAAAUGUGAUCAUAGCUUGAUUCAGAAGGCAAUCAGCCCAGCAGUUUGUCAUUGUGUCUUUAGGACUCCUUGCCAGUAGCAAACCAGCUGUCAAACAGAAGUUGUGUUGCUCCUAAAUAAAACAUUUUGCAUCUGAGAAGUUCAAAGCCACUUUUCCAAAUUAUUUCAUGAAGAGAUCUGUUCCCCACCGUCUCCUCCCCUGAGCAAAUAUGGUUUCAGCAUCAGCAUUAAGCGUGCGUUACUAAUGCGUGCCCUAGUUAGCUGGGAUGUAAAAGAGAUCUAUUGUUUUAAAAUAUACUUUUUUUCCCCAUGGGCUAUUACUUUCACCCUUUGUUUCCUGAGAUCCUCUACGUACUCACUGCUGGCAGAUUUUACGUUUAAAGUGAGUAGCUAAUGCUUGACUUGAAAAGAAAGGAUGAAAUAAAAUAGACUUACAACUUGAGCAAAGGAGCUGUGCAGAUAGGGGGAGAGUGCUGGACACGCGUUCUUAGCCAAGCAUCCCUUGCUGGGAAGCAGCUGUAAUUUAGCUGCUCAUAUAUAAGUAGUCAGUCUCCAUGCAGCUCGCCUUCUGUCCUAACUUUGCUUUGACAGUGCAGUAUUGGGGUUGCUUUACCGUGCAGUUGAGAUUCCUCUCCUUAUUUUUAUAUAAACUUUUAAUUUCUAAACAAACCUGCAAGUAGCAAAAGACGAGUGGUGUUUCACUGAUUAUUCAGAUUAAUUGAACUUUUGGGUCAACCAUCUAAAAAUCCAAAGGAAUGUGUAUUUGUUUCCUGAAAGAAAAACUUGUUAUUACAUUUUAUAGUCUAAAUGAUUAUUUGUUUUAAUUAACAAUGAAAAAAGUUUGCGUCUUCAUCAUGCAAGUAACUCAUUAACUGCUCAAGCCUCCUUUGCAAGUUUGGAUACAAUGGGAUAUUUCAUGUGCUUGAUCUGCAUGUUGAUAACAGGGGUUUGCAUGUAGAUCAAAAGAAUGAUACAACCCUGCAUUGUCAGAACUCUGCCACAGCAUCCAGCAAAUGCUUAUUUGGAAGGCAACGCUUGGCUUCCCUCCAAAGGCUUAAUUCUAACAAUCAGCUCAAAACCAGCCUGCAACCUACCACUUUUCCCAUUGAUAUGUUUGUGCGUACAGACCUACCUUUGACCUCUCCCGGUUUGUUUUGUUGCAGUAAACACCUGAAAUUUGCCCAGCUAAUACAAUAGCUCUGUACUUUUUGACAAAAAAGCCUGUGGUUAACCUCUGUGGGCUGCAUUCUGCAAUGAAAUGAAGGGUGGUAGAAGUUAAACAAUGGGUGUGACUACCACAAGAUGAGUGUUAGUGGGAAAGUGGUGUAACAUCCACUUAGCAUUCCAGAGAUGUGAAAUAUAAUUAUGAUUUAAAUGCCAAAGAUGUAAGUUGCAAGAUGAGUAAUUACAAGGACAUGAAAGCCUCCCUUAUCUUCCUUUCUGUCCCACUCAGAAUCAUUUUGCACACCCACAAAACUAAUACAAGUAGUGUCACUUGACAAAAUUACACCUGAUACAUGACUUGUACCGUCACUUACAUUUCUGUAGGUGUGGGCUCUGUUUAUACCAAAGAAAAAAACCUCCAAUCUCAUUUACAACAUUUUAAGUUGGAAGUAAUUUUGCUCGCGGUGGAAUUAUUCCCUAUUUACACUCCCCCUCAGAUCAGAAUCUGACCCAGGCUUUGAAUUUUGUUCUAUUUGCUCUCAUCCUUCCCUGUGAUAGAUGGCAGUCCCCUGUCUGUGAAGGGCUCCUCAUCUCUUCGUUUAUGUAUCUUUGCAGAAAUGCUUUAUGAGCAGGUCUGUAACAUUAGAAAUUGUUGACUAAAUGAGCCACAGGAGCAGCUGCUUGCUGAGUAUAUAUGAAAAGCUGCUUAAUGUCUUUUACAUCAUCUAGCAUAUGUGGGAAGGAGAGCAAUAAUGCAAAAGCGCAGCCCAUGGCUACAUGAGGGGCUACACAGUUCUCUAUCAGUUCCAACACCGAGAAAUUAAAGAAAGAAAAAAAAAGUUCUAGGUGGGGGAGCAGAAACAACUAGUGGGGAAGAAAAAUGUAUUCGUCCUAAACUUUUAAACAAAAUAUUUAUAAACAGAUUCACGGUAUGUUAAAAUCCAAAAGCAACAGGUACGAUUACAGCUCUGAGCAAAGGGCAUGCACUGUCCCAAGUUGUGGCCCUGGAAAUUGUCCGAUGCAUAAAUCAGAAUUUAAACCUGUGUUUUAAACACUUUUUCCCCUGACAUUAUUCCUCUCAUUUUCUUUAUGGAUUACAUGAAAACCUAAGCUGAAAGCUUCUAGUGCAGUACCUUUUAUUAGCUGUCAGCAGGGAACAAAAAGCAUUACCAGCUCCACCAGAGGUGACACCUUCCAAUAAAAGCGGAGGGGUGAGGCCAGGAGGGGCUAGAGAUGACACCAGUUACUCGACAAGAAGUGCUUGGCCUUUACCGCAAGAUAUUCAAAAUAGCCAAAAAAUGGCAAUCGGCAUCAGGACAGAUAGAAGAAACUAUUAAAGAGAAAGAGUACAUUAAAAAUGAAGCCAAAACACUAUUCCGAAAAAACAAAAAUGUAACAGAUCCAAAGUUGAUUAAGCAGUAUAUAGAAGAAUGUGAGGCAAGAAUAGAGAUUGGACUUCACUAUAACAUCCCGUACCCAAGACCUAUCCAUCUGCCUCCUAUGGGUCUUGCCCAUAAACAAGGCCGUACAUUGCGACACCAGGAAAAGUUAAGGAAGAUUUCUAAGCCAAUAUACUUGAAAUCCCAUGAUGAAGUUUCAUAACCCAUGAUUUAAGCUGUGAUAUGUAAUCACAUCAUUUAAGCUGUGGACUGCAAUCCAGGUGAUUUGUGUGCACAACUGUGAAUGAAGUUGUUUUGGUCACUUGCUCGCACAUUUCCUGAGACCAAAAAGCUAACUGAUGCAUUGCAUAUGAUGGAUAAAGGUUGGUCUAGUAUUUAUUACAUUUCAACCACUGACUCACCAAUAAAAGUAACACUUUUCAAGGA